This is a messenger RNA of Acipenser ruthenus (sterlet), 2203 nucleotides long. RefSeq names its product claudin-18-like. Gene Ontology annotation, molecular function: structural molecule activity. The record is from RefSeq and is a predicted model, not a curated record. The coding region runs from base 102 to 857 and encodes 251 amino acids. Gene Ontology annotation, biological process: bicellular tight junction assembly; cell adhesion. Gene Ontology annotation, cellular component: plasma membrane; bicellular tight junction. The transcript has 5 exons. NCBI's taxonomy places the organism in Eukaryota, Metazoa, Chordata, Actinopteri, Acipenseriformes, Acipenseridae.
ACGUUAACACCCUGUCCCUGCUAUAGACUGGUACAAUUUCAUCGCUGCCUUUCAAGAACUACACUGACACAACUUAAUCACUCGGCAUCUGAGGAAAGAAUAUGGCUACAACACUGUGUCAGGUAGCAGGCUACUUGUUGUCUGUCUUGGGCUUGGCAGGGGUCAUUUCUGCUACUCUCAUGAACGCGUGGAGUACCCAGGACUUGGAAGGAGACGUAGUGACAUCGGUGUAUAACACCAAGGGGCUUUGGAGAACCUGUGAAACAGGCAGCUCUGGGUUUACCGAAUGCAGACCAUACUUUUCCAUUCUGGGGCUUCCAGGCAGCUUCCAGGCAGUGAGAGCCCUGAUGAUCGUGGGGAUUGUGCUGGGGGUUAUUGGAGCACUGAUCUCCAUAUUUGCACUCAAGUGUAUCCGAAUGGGCAACAUGGAGGACGCAAUGAAGGCUAACAUGACCCUGACAUCAGGGAUCCUGUUCGUUGUGGGAGGUGUAUGUGGCAUUGCUGGCGUGUCCAUCUUCGCAAACCUGAUUGUGACCAACUUCAUGUUCACCACCACAACUGCCACCAUGCAAGGGUCUCUCCAGCCAAGGUACACCUUUGGCCCCGCCCUCUUCGUGGGCUGGGUGGGAGGAGCAGUGCUGGUAGUGGGUGGGAUCAUGAUGUGUGUGGCCUGCAAAGGAAUGGCACCUGAGAAGACUCACUACAACGCAGUAGCCUACAAAGCGUCUAAGCCCAACACCAUCUACAAGUCCGGAGAUGAGCGGUCCAGACGGGGGUUUGACGAUGACUACAAGAAAAGCACAACUCGCAGCGACGAUGGCAGGCAAACACAGCCUUCCAAAUUUGACUACGUGUAACACUGGUCUGCAACUAGGGAGGAUAUCGCUGAAAUACAAACCGCAAACUGGCUCAGAACAGGGGAUCAAAGAUGGGUGUAUGCAUCUUUCACUGACAAGCAGUUUAGCCAGGUUAUAACAGAUUAGGAAUUUGACCAAAAUCAUAUGAUUACGUCCAGGUCAUAAAUGUAAUAAAUUAUAGUAAAAUGCAUAUUAAUGUGAAUUCUCAGGACAUUGGUAAUCCUUAUUAUUAAAUGUAUUCAUUUAAUAUUUGUGAGCCUGUUCGCAAACAUUAUGCUUUGAUUAAGGAUUGCCCCACUGGCUCUAAUUUUCUACUCCCCUUUAUGGUGUAAUAAAUUACCUUUGAGAAUAACUAGCAGAUUGUAUAGUACCACAUUAUGUAUUGAAUGCACCGAGUCUCGGUGCAUAAUUAGCAGGUCCCUUUAAUUUUUUUAAAUUAAAAAUCAUAAUACUGUUAAAGGCAUUAGCUGAUGUUGUCUACUUAUUGUUUUUAAUGCAGCUUUAAAUGAUAAAAUCCCAGUUGACUUAAAAGUAACAAAUUUAACCUUAAUAGGAAAGUGGAACAUGUGAAUAUAUUCCCUAUCCCCAGUUCUGAUUUACAGUGCUGCGCUUGUAUUUUAUUAUUUUACUAAUUGUUAUUUCUUGUUUUUUAUACUUAUAAACAUACUUAAACAUACUUAAAUAUACCCACAGAAUUAUGGUGUGCUUUGUAUAACAAAAACAAAAUUAUAUAUUUUUGGGUUCUAUGUUUUUUUGACCCAUACUGUGCUUUUUAUCAAUUUUUCAAAUUUCCCCCCUUCACCCCAAAUAACACCCCAGGCUUGUGUAUGGCCUGUGAAAUACCAGGCCCCAUGAGUUACAUCAAACGUCUGUUUUGAUUAAACAAUUUGAUAUUCAUGAAUACAACCAUUCUAUACUUUUUUACAGACUAGAAAAUAUUUGUUUCUGUUUUUAGUUAAUAACAAAGCCGUGACUGUUUUAUGCAUUCAACACAUAAUCAGAUUAAUAGAAACUCCAUUUUGUUUUAUGCUGAAAAGCUUCUAGAAAUGUAGGUUUAAAUAAACUUCAGUAAAAUGUAGAUUUAGGUAAACUAGGGUCUAAGCUGCUCUAAAUGGUCCUAGUUAUUAGUAAGGACUGGAUGAUUAUUAUAGCUGAGAAGUAUCAUGUGUACAAUGUCAUAUAUCUUCACUGUUAGACUGUACUAAGAAGCAAAGAAUAGAAGUCAUACCAACAGAGCUAACAAGUACUGUAAUUAAUUAGUGCUUCAUUAUGGCUGUAAUCAUCUGUCUGUCUUUUGUUCAUAUUUGUGUGACUUCAGAAAAAAAAAAAAUCAUUAAAGUUUUCAA